UUGACCCUUAAUCGGUGUGUGUCCCUCGCAAAAUGCUGCUCGAACUCGAGGCCUUUCAACCUGUCUUCGCCGCCGGAGACGUCCUCAUCCUCAUCGUGGUCAUCAGCCACGGCCUUCACCACAGCAACUAUUGUAUCAACAAGCUCUCUUUGAUGGUCACGUGCAGACUGCGUUUUAUGGUGAAUUUGAAGAUUUAGGUGAUGUUCUGAAGGUGUUUGAUGAAAUGUCUAAGUCAGAUGUUAUUCAAGGUCGUGUUCUUAUAGUUAAAUUUCAAAGUUACAUCUUUUGCAUUCCAAGUGUGGGUGCAUUGACAUGGCCAUGGAGGUCUAUUCUUCAGAAAAGGAAUGCAUUAAUGCAAUUACCCAGAAAAUUCACGACUGCCCACUUGCAGUCCCCGGUCUCACAUGCACCGAACAAUUUCCGACAAAACGGUGCACACAGAAUCGUCCAAGCCUUCUAUAGGAAUAUACUGUCAAUAUAAAAGGAAUGCCAUUUCAAACCAGCGCGAAAGAUCAAGUGCAAGCGCAAGACUGACUUCAAGAAACAGAGCCUUUAUAAUUUCCAUAACUCAAUUCAAGAACCUCCCUCUACACAGUAACUGUCUAACAACCUUCUGUUACUCAUCUUUAGUACAAGUAAUUCUCUCUCUCUCUCUCUCUCUCUCUCACACACACACACACACACUCUGCAAAAGACUACUUCUUGACAGAUAAACGGCAAAAUAUUUAUAUAAGUGGUCUUACUAUCUUCGUCCAUACCAUUCCUUCUUCUAUCUCAUAUCCACUACAUCUCUCUCCCCUCAAGGUCACAUAAAUCAUCUACCUAUCGUCGUCCUUACCAAUAUAUCUUCUAUCUCAUCUUCAAUACAUCAAUUUUGCUCUCUCUCUCUCAUAAUCACUCAAAUCAGUUCAGCUUCAAAACUUUGAAUGGGACAUAAGAAAAGAAACAAUCCUCGGCGCCCCAAACCACCAAAGCCACCCAAGAAUGCCUCCGCAGGUGGCAGAGCACCACCGGCUACCAGUUCAACCGAUGAACACCUUCAAGAACAGACCAAUACUGAACCAGUACCCGAUUCAACCGAUGUACUCCCUCAAGAACAGAGCAAGACUGAACCAGUACUCGAUUCAACCUCCUCUGAUGCAUUCAUAACAGAGGAUGAUUUGUCUCGAGUUAUAAGUUUUGUUAAGAGGAACAGUAAUUUUUCUUUCUGGGCCUGUAGGUUCUGUCCUGAGACGACCCAAGGUUCAGAAUCGUAUGUGCGUCAUCUUGAGCAACUUAGAGGGAACAUCUCAUCGAACUUGCAAUCAGUUGUAUCCACGGAAGGUGAUGCUCGUUCGGUUGAGAUGGGUAACAGUUCUUGGUGGUCCAAACUGCCAGAGCCACCCAAGAAUGCCGCUGCAGGUGGCAGAACGCCACGGGCUGCCUGUUCAAUCGAUGAACUCCGGAGUAUUAUGGAACGGGUAUCUUAUGUUAAGAAGCGUGUAAUAGGUGAGUUGACUACUAUGGACACCCAUGAAGCCAUGACAAUGAUUGAAAGUCAGUCGAAAUGGCAGUUGGAUGAUCCUGUGGACACCCCUGGUACUUCAGUUAAUCUUGAAUCUCUUCCAUCAACGCCCAUGCUGUCCUCAGAAGAUCAGGAACGUCCAUUUUCAGACGAUUCAACCGAUGAACUCCCUCAAGAGCAGAGCAAUUCUGAACCACUUGAUUCAAUCUCUUAUGCUAUAACCGACACAGAAUUGGAAUCCGCUUUGAAUGCUUGCGAAUCUGCUUUCGCAAACCUUGAUAUAUCGUCUGAACAUUUCCAUAUUGCGAAAAAAAUCAAGGAUAACAGUGUCAAAAAAGAAUUACACUUGAGGCGUAUGGUUGAGUUGGCUACGGGAGCAAUACAAGAAACUGAGCGAGCAUCAUUGAUUCUUAAUUCAAACAAAGAUGCUGAACAUAUAGAGAAAGAGUCGCGGGAAUGUAUAGAGAAAAGGGAGAAGGUUAGGCUGGAUCAAACUAGGAAGGAAAUUGAGGAUCGAUAUGCCAAUGAUGCAUUUGAGACAGCAGAGGUUGAUGCUGAGAAGAAUAUUAAUAUGUUGAGGAAGAAAAAAAAGAAGAAAGAUCUCAGAGAACUGAAGGACGAAAAGGCUGCUUGUCUUAACAAACAACAUGUUCUACAGGAGAAGGAUGGAGGACAAGUUCACUUCCCUGUUGCCUGUGAUGGUGAUCAUCCAAAUGCUGACAAUGAUAUUUCUGCAAAUGCCGAUAUAUUGAGACAAUCGGAGGAACUUGGGCAUAGAACUGAGCUUGAAGCACAGGAAGGAAAGGUUGAAAAAAAUUUACAGUAUCAAAGAGGAGUUGAAAAUGAGGCUAAACAAAAGCAGCUUGCCAAGCAGGAUGAGAAUACAGGUUCGUCUAGUAAAAGAGCUUUCGAAGAUAGUGUUUUGCAAUCUGCUCAACAGAUUGGUCAGUUGAUUACUAUGGACAGCCGUGAAGCCCAGAGAAUGGUUGAAAGUCAGAUGGAACCCCAGUUGGCUGAUCCUGCGGACACCCCUUAUGCUCCAGUUAAUCUUGAAUCUCUUCCAUCAAUCGAUGAACUCCAGAAAAUCAUGAAAGCACCUUCAUUUGAGAUGCUGGUAAAUGGCCAGUGGAUUUCUACGGACACCAAUCAAAUCAAGAGAAUGGUUGAAAAUCAGUUGAAAUGGCAGUUGGAUAAUCAAGUGAACACCCCUGAUGCUCUUCCAUCAACGCCUAUGUUAUCAACGAAGACAAAAAAGAAGAAAGGUCACAGAGAACUGAAGGACAAAAAUGCUACUGGUAUUAGGAAACGGCAUGUUCUAAAGGAGGAGGAUGGAGAACUAGUUCACUUCCCUGUUACCUGUGAUGGUGAUCAUCCAAAUGCUGACAAUGAUAUUUCUGCAAAUGCCGAUAUAUCGAGACAAUCGGAGGAACUUGGGCAUAGAACUGAGCUUGAAGCACAGGAAGGAAAGGUUGAAAAAAAUUUACAGUAUCAAAGAGGAGUUGAAAAUGAGGCUAAACAAAAGCAGCUUGCCAAGCAGGAUGAGAAUACAGGCUCGUCUAGUAAAAGAGCUCUCGAAGAUAGUGUUUUGCAAUCUGCUCAACAGAUUGGUCAGUUGAUUACUAUGGACAGCCGUGAAGCCCAGAGAAUGGUUGAAAGUCAGAUGGAACCCCAGUUGGCUAAUCCUGUGGACACCCCUUAUGCUCCAGUUAAUCUUGAAUCUCUUCCAUCAAUCGAUGAACUCCAGAAAAUCAUGAAAGCACCUUCAUUUGAGAUGCUGGUAAAUGGCCAGUGGAUUUCUACGGACACCAAUCAAAUCAAGAGAAUGGUUGAAAAUCAGUUGAAAUGGCAGUUGGAUAAUCAAGUGAACACCCCUGAUGCUCUUCCAUCAACGCCUAAGUUAUCAACGAAGACAAAAAAGAAGAAAGGUCACAGAGAACUGAAGGACAAAAAUGCUACUGGUAUUAGGAAACGGCAUGUUCUAAAGGAGCAGGAUGGAGAACUAGUUCACUUCCCUGUUACCUGUGAUGGUGAUCAUCCAAAUGCUGACAGUGAUAUUUCUGCAAAUGCCGAUAUAUUGAAACAAUCGGAGGAACUUGGGCAUAGAACUGAGCUUGAAGCACAUGAAGGAAAGGUUGAUGAAAAUUUAGGGUAUCAAAGAGGAAUUGAAAUUGAGGCUAAACAAAAGCAGCUUGCCAAGCAGGAUGAGAAUACAGACACACCCCAAACUCAUGAAGAAUGUAGAGAGAGAAUGAAGAAAUGUAAUGAAAAGCUGGUGAAGUUAGAAGGUAAGAAAACGAAGAAGGAACAAGUGAGGGAUAUGAUCAAUUCUUUGGUGGCUUGGGAAAAGGAGCUGGAUGAGGAGAUUGAAUCACUGGAGUCCGACCUUGCAAAAUAGAAAGGCUUCUCUUGCUCUGUUCAUUAAAGGCCUGGAUGUUGCAGGUGCAUUGGUAGUUGAUACUCUUUGCACUGUAGAGUCAUUUCUCGUCCUAAUGCUCAUCUUUUCAUUUCUUGUCCUAAUGCUCAUCUUUUCAUUCUAAAAUUCCUAUUAUAUAUUUUACCAAUAUUAUCUUUAAGACUUGGCAUCAAUUUAAUUUCACUGUUCUUGUUAUCCCAAUUCAAUUAUAUUUGCUUUUGUUAUUUCCCCAUCCCUAUAU
This is a messenger RNA of Cornus florida, 4158 nucleotides long. RefSeq lists its product as uncharacterized. The transcript has 10 exons. The record is from RefSeq and is a predicted model, not a curated record. The coding region runs from base 927 to 3899 and encodes 990 amino acids. Lineage: Eukaryota; Viridiplantae; Streptophyta; Magnoliopsida; Cornales; Cornaceae.